AUGCUGGAACAAAAAGACAUUGAUAUCAAGUAUAAUCUCAGACCAUUUGAAGAUCCUCCUGUUACAAAAAUCGAUGUUCAAGCAUUGAGGUUGCAAUCGUUAGAUUUAUCACUUUUCAAAGAUGGAGACGAAUUCCUUGAACAAAGAAAGGAACUUGCAAACUUAUUAGAAAAGGGGAUAUCAACUUCAGGAUUUUUCAAUUUGGUUAAUUUUGGUAUUGAGCCAAAGCAAAUUGAACGUCUUCGUUCAAUUGCUCAAAGUAUUUUAGAACUUCCAGAAUCUGUGCAACAUAAGUAUUUAGCAGGCGCAAUCAAGAAGGAAGACGAAGAUCCUAAUGUAUCUAUUGGUGCUGAAAGAGCCCAAGGGUUCAAGCCAAAGGGAUAUUGGCCUAUCAAGGACGGUGUUCGUGACAGUAUUGUCUUUUAUAAUUUCAGAGACAUUACUAAAGAAAACACUGAGGAGGAAAUAAAACGUCAUCCUGAAAUCAUUCAAGAAUACUUUGAAGAAAUUGGAAAUUAUUAUAAAACUCUUAGAAAUGUAGUUCAACCAAAGCUCCUUAGACUAUGUGAUCUCAUAUUACAAAUUCCUGAAGGUUCAUUACAAAAAUAUUUUGAUUCUUCAGAAAAUAAUGAAGAUAGAGCAGGUAGUAGAGGAAGAUUUAUGAUGUACCAACCAUACGAAAACGAGAAUCUUGCUAAGCAGGCAGAUAGUACAUUUUUAAGAGGACAUUCAGACCUUGGUGGGUUUACAUAUAUUACUUCGCAGCCAGUGUUAUCGCUUCAAAUUAAGGAUUAUUUUACCGGUGACUGGAAAUAUGUUGAUCAUGUACCAGGAUCCUUAAUUGUAAACGUCGGGGAUGCCUUGGAAUUUAUCUCAGGGGGGUUAUUCAAGGCCUGUAUUCACCGGGUAGUUCAACCUCCAUUGGAUCAAAGAAACUCCAAUAGAUUGGUGCUCAUUUAUUUUUGCAGUCCAAAUGAAAACAGUCCAUUAUAUCCACAUGAUUUGAAUUCCCCAAGACUUAAAGAGCUUGGAUUAACCAAGGAAGAUAAAUUAAAAGAUUGGGAAGAUAUUCAGUUCAAACAUUGGAAUGAUAUCAAGGGUAAAGUCUUAGGAAGAAGAGAUGCAGGUACAAAGAAUUUGUUGAAAUUCCAUGGAAGAUCAAUUGAAAGAUGGCAUCACAUAGCAAAUGAUUCUGCAAAAUCUACAACCUCAGUUUAA
[Candida] anglica is the source of this 1218-nucleotide messenger RNA. Lineage: Eukaryota; Fungi; Ascomycota; Pichiomycetes; Serinales; Debaryomycetaceae. The record is from the annotation of a GenBank genome assembly.